CUCCACCAUGUACACCUUCGUGGUGCGCGAUGAGAACAGCAGCGUCUACGCCGAGGUUUCCCGGCUGCUGCUCGCCACUGGCCAUUGGAAGCGACUGCGGCGAGACAACCCCCGCUUUAACCUGAUGCUGGGGGAGAGGAACCGGCUGCCCUUCGGAAGACUAGGUUACGAGCCUGGGCUGGCACAGCUGGUCAAUUACUACCGGGGGGCCGACAAGCUGUGCCGCAAAGCGUCCUUGGUGAAGCUGAUCAAGACGAGCCCAGAACUGGCCGAGUCCUGCACAUGGUUCCCUGAGUCCUAUGUCAUUUACCCAACGACACUCAAGACGCCCGUGGCCCCAGCGCAGAAUGGAAUCCAGCUGCCAGUCAAUAGCUCCAGAACAGAUGAGAGGGAAUUCUUCCUGACUUCUUACAACCAAAAGAAAGAGGACGGGGAGGGCAAUGUUUGGAUUGCAAAGUCAUCAGCUGGUGCCAAGGGCGAAGGCAUCCUCAUUUCGUCGGAGGCCACGGAGCUUCUGGACUUCAUAGACGCCCAGGGCCAAGUGCACGUGAUCCAGAAAUACCUCGAGCGCCCUCUGCUGCUGGAGCCGGGCCAUCGCAAGUUCGACAUUCGAAGCUGGGUCUUGGUGGACCAUCAGUACAACAUCUACCUCUAUAGGGAGGGUGUGCUGCGGACGGCGUCGGAACCCUAUCACAUGGACAACUUCCAGGACAAGACGUGCCAUUUGACCAACCACUGCAUUCAGAAGGAGUACUCCAAGAAUUACGGGAAGUACGAAGAAGGGAAUGAGAUGUUCUUUGAGGAGUUCAACCAGUACCUGACCAGUGCUUUGAACGUUACCCUGGAAAACAGCAUUCUGGUUCAAAUCAAACACAUCAUAAGGAGCUGUCUCCUGAGUGUGGAGCCCGCCAUUAGCACCAAGAACCUCCCUUACCAAAGCUUCCAGCUCUUUGGCUUCGACUUCAUGGUGGAUGAGGAACUGAAGGUCUGGCUCAUUGAGGUCAACGGCGCCCCUGCUUGUGCUCAGAAGCUGUACUCCGAGCUGUGCCAGGGCAUCGUGGACAUAGCCAUAUCCAGGGUCUUCCCGCCCCCUGACGUGGAGCAGCCACAGCCCCCGCCAGCUGCCUUCAUCAAGCUGUGAGCUACACGGUGAGCUCAGAGCUGCCCUGGGAAGAACGCAGGGCCCUUCCCCGGGGAAGGUGAGAUGACUGCUCUCUAUCAUGCCAACAUGGAGGAGGAAAAAAGGGCAGCUGGAGCAGACGAGACAGAAGAGGAGCCAACUGGAUCAAGAGCACGCUGCUCACGACUCGGCUCUGCUCUUGACGGUGGAAUUGACGGCUCUGAGCGGAGCACCGCGUUUCUCCCAAGAGGAGAAAAAGAAACCCAGCAGGGUUUGGUGAUUGUACAGGACUCUUUCUCUGCUAAGGCAGCAUUGCAAGCAGACCCUCGCCUCCCUGGGAAGGCAGACGGCUGGGACUGUGGCAGGGGUCUCUCCACUCGCUGCAGACUUAGUGCCUUAGCUCUGCGCCCCGCCGCAGCCCUGCCGACGCCCGGGGCAGGGAUCAGCUGCUCAAGCAGACCUGGAGGUUGCCUGCCUGUGUUCCCAGCUCACGAUGCCCUGCCCUCUUCGCUCCAGCCUAGCAUGUAUCUGUGGCCCUUUGCUUCCUGCCCUCGGCCGGCCAGCCUUGGCCACAGCAGCUUCCCCUCAUCACCUUCCGCUAUGGCCGAGGGUUGUCACCUGCCAAGGUUCCUGAGGUUUGGCGCACUGUGCGCUUGGACUGCUCUCGGCAUGUUUUACAAACAGCAAGAAAUCUACUCACUCACCCCCCCACACCCUCCCCCACCCCCCCGCCCUCCCCCACCCCGGCAGGGAGGAAAAAAAAUGAAACAGCGUCUUGCUUUACUUGAUAGGUUAGCUCUGGUGAGACUUUGACAGAAGGUGGUUCCCAAUUAUUUCUUUUUUGUUUGUUUUAAAGCCAGAAUGCUAAAUUGCAAUUUUGCAAGUUUCCUCUCCUCCCUCCCCAUCAUCUCCCCUUUCAAGAAAAAAAAAAAAAAAAAAAAAAAACAGAAACAAAAAGUGUGUUGAACAAACUUCUCCGUUCAGGAGAAAGAAUGGCACGCCCUUUGCUCCCUGCAUGUCUCAGCUCCAACCCGGUUCCCUGUUCCCUUUUUCUGGUUCCUCUUGUGCCCAAGGCGCCCACUGCAGGCACCCACGGGAGGGGCCCCUUCCUCACCAGAAGGAUUCGGGGUCUACAGUGGGCUUGUUCUCUUGCUGGGAAUGCCACAGUGUCCCACCUUCACAAGUCGCCUUCUAAGUGUGAGCAGAACGCGUACUGUCAGACAUUUGUUUGCCUAGAUCGACUAAUACAAGGGUAGCUUUGAGAUGUGCAGUGGGAAUGGAGUUAAAAGGUUAAGUUUAUUUUGAUGCAGAAAGCAGUUGAGAUCCAUGCAGAUGCGAAAUCUUCUAAAAGGUCAUGGACAAUAUUUUUAUGGAAGGAUGCCUUUUAUGCAUGGAUUUGAGCUGUUUUUGCACUAGAAUAAGCUUAUCUUUUCCAGGAACCUUUAGCAGUAACUCUGUAUUCGGUAAGCCUUUCAGAAGCCACACCACUUGCAGUGGGAAGAGCAGCUGUCAUUUGUUUUCUGUGCAAGCCUCGUAAGCCCUUCUUUGAGUUUCCUAGAAAUCACAGCAGACCCAUGCAGAAGCUGAGUGCACAUGCGUACACACAUGGCCCAGAACAUGACGUCCGCUUUCUUUGUGCAUCCAUGUGCGCCAUGAUUUGUCUCGCUUUGGAACAGAUAGUUCUGCACUGAGGUACAGAAGAGAAAGGAAAGCCACACCUCCAGUACGAUGAGGCAAAAGAGGCAUGCAGUGAAAAGGCUGGUCAAGAUAGCCCUGAUGGAGCAGAUGCAGCAGUGGGUGGUGGGACAGGUGGCUGUGGCAGGAAGGGGAGGAAGGCCCUGCUGAGGGGACUGUCACUGGGGAUUUGGAAUUACCAAAGGGAAGUCCUGGGAGUUCUCCCGAAGGUAGAUGAGCAAGUUGGCAUCCAGAGCCUGCGUCUAUGGCUAAGAGUCAUUCCUGAGUGUGCUGCAGCUGAUGGGGUUUGAGAAGGGACUGCCAUCUGAUCGGAUCUUGGCACAGUGCAGUCAUUUAGAAAGUGGAGGGUGCUGUGAGCUGCGAUCAGGGAAGGUAUGGAGGUCUUUGUGUACUGUCACCUGUAACAUAGGCUUGAACUUAACCUUUUUAUUACAGUGACAUUGCAAUUUUCCCCUUCUUGCAAGAGCAGAGCUUAGAGUGUGUGUUUUGGGAAAGUCUGAAUCUUGAUGGGUUUUCUGGGGAACUUCAAUAGCGUAUCUACGAGGGAAGUGGGACUCUAAA
Ochotona curzoniae (black-lipped pika) is the source of this 3376-nucleotide messenger RNA. RefSeq names its product tubulin tyrosine ligase (gene TTL). Gene Ontology annotation, biological process: protein modification process. The transcript is spliced from 7 exons. The record is from RefSeq and is a predicted model, not a curated record. The coding region runs from base 8 to 1141 and encodes 377 amino acids. NCBI's taxonomy places the organism in Eukaryota, Metazoa, Chordata, Mammalia, Lagomorpha, Ochotonidae.